AGCAGCCCUAAUGCUAGUGCCACUGCUGAUGCGGCUGCCAAGGGGGGGAAAGUGUUGUGUACGUGCAGAUUGCUGAUGCUUCUCCCAUAAUGUUUUGUAGGAAGUUUCCAUGCUUCUUCGGCUUAGUACGUAGAAAGAGACCUGGAGACAAACAACGCAGAAUGAUGAUGAUGGUCUAGAUUUUUUUAAUGAGAUAUUUGGAGAAUUUUCAGACCAGGUUUCCCAGUGCUUUGGAAGGAUUAAGUGUCAGAGUCCUUGAGCCAUUCAAAGAUUCUCCUGAGAGAGAAAUUCUCUUAAGGUUGAAAUCUGAGGGUUUGGGGAUGGAUUCUGGCAGAUCCUAAGAUUUGGGAUCUCUGGAAAGCCCUGAAGUUUAUGCAUUUCACCAUGAUGAAGACAUCUGGGCCAAGAGUUGAUUCCAGAUGGAAUUGUGAAGAGCCACAACCAUGUGCCAGUGAAUAAUGAGUAGUACCUACUGUGGCAACUCUUCAGCUAAGAUGAGUGUCAACGAAGUAUCAGCUUUCUCAUUGACUCUGGAGCAAAAAACUGGCUUUGCUUUUGUUGGGAUUUUGUGUAUCUUCUUGGGACUUCUUAUAAUCAGAUGCUUCAAAAUCCUGCUAGACCCAUAUAGCAGCAUGCCUUCCUCUACAUGGGAAGAUGAAGUUGAAGAGUUUGAUAAAGGGACAUUUGAAUAUGCACUCGCGUGAGAGUUCCAGCUAUACGGUUUUUAUGGUUGCACCAUUGGGACACGUUCUGGAUACAUUUGUAAUUACCUUGCGUGUGUCUGAGAGAGGCUCAUUUUGUUUGGUGAAUUCAAUAAACAUCUGUGACUGAUUUCUUUACCAUGCUGAGCAAAUGAUAAACUAUUGUUGGGAUUCCUCACUUUCCUCUGUCUCCACUUGGAGGUUUCCAGUGAAUAGAGCAUAAGGAUGGCUGCAGCUAUGUUUACCACCUUUAUUCUUGUUUUGCACAACUGCCUUGAAUUUCUGCUUCCCUCCUUGUGCUAAUAAACUGUGCAAAAGGCAUCUUGCUCUCUCCCCUCUGCAAAGACCAGACACCCUCUCCACAUUCCAGACUCAGGCCCCUUUAGCUUUAGUGAGUCAGGAUUUAAACAUAAGAAAAUUUAGUCUGAAGAAUAAUCAGAGUAUUAUUUUUCUAAUAAUAGCCAUAGGUCAAAAAGGUCCACAGAUAAAAACAAAAAAGAAUAACUCACAAACUAAUAUCCAAAGCCUACAAGUAGUCACAGGCCCCAAAGGUCCCCAAAUUUCACAAAGCCCUGACCCUCCUAUCUCUUCUCUUUAUUGAAUUUCUUGAAGUAAAGUCCCAUAGCUUGGAAUCCAAACCAGACCUGCCUAAUACUGAUGCUCCCUCUGCUUCCCCUUGCAUAAACAGAAUUUAAAAGGGAGUUUCCAGCAUGACCUAGUAGAAGGAGUACUCUAAGCAGAAACAAACACAGUCUCAGCUGUGCCACCAUUAGAGCUAUGCUCUGAUGGGUAAGUCAUCUAGUCUCUGCGGGCUUCAGGGAAGAGGAUUAUUAACAUCCUGUCCAAUUCUAGAGCCCUAUGAAUGCUACCAAUGUACCUGAAAACACAGAGAUCUGAAAUGAAUGAGGAUUUAAUGUAUCAUGAAAAAUUUUUCAGAUUAGGAGCCUAAACUCAGAGAUUUGAAUUCUAAUGUUAGCUUAGCUAAGAACUAGCUUUACGACCCAGGAAGUUAUCUAAGGGGAACCUAUCUUCCAAAAUAAGAAGAAACCCAUCUUGCAUAUCUUCAGGAAUAUUUAGAGGGUCAAUUAGAUAUAAUGAAUGUCAAAGCAAUUUGUAAACCAUAAAACAGUAUCUACACAUACUUUGCUCUCAUUAUUUAUUAUCCUCAUCAGUAGCAGUAAUAGAGAUUCUCAAACUCUAAGAAGCAAUGGCUUAGUAUAAAUUAUUCACUCUCUAGUAUUUCAUUCUCUUCAAAUGAGAAAUAAAAAGAUAGAAUUAUAUAGUUCUAAAAA
Molecule: messenger RNA, 1993 nt
Organism: Cebus imitator (Panamanian white-faced capuchin)
Lineage: Eukaryota; Metazoa; Chordata; Mammalia; Primates; Cebidae
Gene: CTXN2
Product: cortexin 2
Exons: 2
Coding region: 459-704 (81 amino acids)
Source: RefSeq, a predicted model, not a curated record